GAAUAUUCAUGGAGCGUUUCUUUGACAGUACUUAGUUCAAUGAUCGGUUCACUUCUGACUGCGCACUUGGCCGAUCGCAUCGGUCGUAAAUACUGCCUUAUUGCAUGCAGCAUAAUGUUCACCUCAGGCUGGCUCCACAUGUACUUCGCAACUUCUGUGCGAAUGCUAUACUUUGCCAGAGGGAUUCUCGGUAUAGGCGUUGGUAUUGCCCGCACGAUAAAUCCCAUGUUCCUGUCAGAAGUUGCCGACAUCAAACUCAGAGGACGCCUGGGUACUUUAAUCGCAACGAACGUAUAUUUCGGGUCACUAGUAGCCUACAUUCAAGGACUCGCGCUGACGUACACGUCACACCUGCUGGCUCUUGCAGGAAUAUCCGCUAUAUCCAUCUUGCCGCUCAUGUGCUUACGCGAAACUCCGUAUUUCUUGGUGGCAAAAGGUAAAAAGGAGCAAGCAUGCAAGUCGAUAGCAUAUUACAACGCCAUCGAAUAUCCUGAUCAAGUGAGAGUAGAACUACGUGCUCUACGCGCUGAAGCCAGAUACGGAUUACACCAACAAUCCAGGAGAGAUUUACCCCCACCGUUCAGUAUUAAUUUGCCCUCGUCAUCAAGUGGCGAUUUACCCCCAUCGUACAGUACCCUUUUCCCCCCACCGUCAUGUAGAGAUUUACCCCCACCGUACAGAAGCAAUUCACCCUCACAAUCUAUACGCGAAACACACUCAGAUCCCACACGGGAAGUAGUAGGGACAGAAGCCACGUCCGAUUUAAACUUACCAUGCAGUAGCGACUCACAUACACAAUCCAUAUCCUCAGUACACUCAAAAUUCAAAUGCGAAGUACGUACACAAGCCACGGGCGAAUUACGCGUAGAAUACUCGCGCGACUCGCACGGACUACCACUCCAAACCACGCGCGAAUUACAUUCACAAUCCGCAAGCGACUUGCACCGACCAUCCACUGGCCAAAUACACCGGCCCCCGACAAGCCAAAUACACCCAGACCCCACAUGCGAAAUACACCAAGCAUCCACAAGCGAAAAGCAUCCAGAAGCAACAAGCGAAAUACACCCAGAAACCACAAGCGAAAUACUCCCAGAAACCACAAACGAAAUACACCGACCAUCCACAAGUGAAAUACCUCCAGAAAUCACAAGAGAAAUACACCCAGAAACCAUAAGCGGAAUACACCAAGAAGCAACAAGCGAAAUACACCCAGAAGCAACUAGCGAAACACACCCAGAAACUACAAGCGAAAUACACCCAGAAACCACAAGCGAAAUACUCCCAGAAACCACAAAAGAAAUACACCCUGAAACCACAAACGAAAUACACCGACCAUCCACAAGCCAAAUACACCGACCACCCAUCAGCCAAAUACUCCCAGAAACGAGAAGCGAAUUACACUCACGAGCCAGAAGCGAUUUGCGCACACAAUCCAGAGUAGAUUCUCGAGCAUCAACGGACAUAUCUGAGCCAUACAUGGAUUUAACUAAAUAUACCUGUUUAGAGAAGCUGCGAGCAAUACUACAACGACGCAACAGGAAAGCUCUGUUUAUCAUGCUUGGCUUGAUCAUGGCUCAACAUCUUAGCGGAAACUUCACCGCUACGCAGUACGUGCAAGAUAUCAUUAGCAGAAAUGCGACCUCUAUACUUGGAUAUAGCGUGAUGAUUUGUAUGGAGCUUAUCCGCCUUUUAUCUGGCUAUUUAAUCGCAUUAGUAGUGGAUUCGUGUGGAAGAAGAAAACUUUUAAUUCUGUCUGCGACAGGGACGAUUUAUAUAACGUUUCUUUUAACAUUCUAUUUUUACUCUCCUAAACGUAGGUCUAUCGAUUCCGCCAUGUCUUUUCUUCCCAUUUCCCAUUUUAUUUUGUAUCAAGUAGUAUUUCACAUUGGUUUAGGUGUAUUACCCAACGUUUUCCUAUGCGACUUAUUUCCUACGAAACUAAAAGGCAUUGUUGGUGCCAUCGUUGUGAUUUUCGAUGGUAUAAUUGGUUUUACCGCGUCGAAACUGACUCAAGUGAUUACCGAUAAUAUAGGAGUGUUUGAGAAUUAUGCGUUCUUCUGGAUAUCAUGCUUAAUUGCAUUAGUGAUGAUGUUCGUAUGGGUACCGGAAACGGGAGGAAAAACAUAUCGCGAGAUUGAAGAGCUUCUACUUGGUGAAAAUUUUAAUUCUUUGAAUGAAGAAAUUAGCACCAAUGAAAUGGAUACUCGUAGAAUAUGACAGGAAAAAUUGCACUGUACAUCCAUGGCGAGGUGUCUGC
Molecule: messenger RNA, 2257 nt
Organism: Bombus huntii
Lineage: Eukaryota; Metazoa; Arthropoda; Insecta; Hymenoptera; Apidae
Exons: 1
Coding region: 40-2217 (725 amino acids)
Biological process (GO): transmembrane transport
Cellular component (GO): membrane
Molecular function (GO): transmembrane transporter activity
Source: RefSeq, a predicted model, not a curated record